This is a messenger RNA of Oreochromis niloticus (Nile tilapia), 2521 nucleotides long. RefSeq names its product zinc finger protein 330 (gene noazfp). The transcript has 10 exons. Gene Ontology annotation, cellular component: nucleus. The record is from RefSeq and is a predicted model, not a curated record. Lineage: Eukaryota; Metazoa; Chordata; Actinopteri; Cichliformes; Cichlidae. Gene Ontology annotation, molecular function: zinc ion binding. The coding region runs from base 159 to 1118 and encodes 319 amino acids.
UGACGCUAAGCCACCAUAACCAAAAACCAGCAUGUAUGGAACAAAAGUUUUUUAGCCAAGUGUUCCGGCGAACACAUUUUCAGGACGGACCUAGCUGCGUUCUCUGAACUGAUCAUUUUGGUGACGGAGUCGGUGUCAAGCUCCGCGUAGAACCAGAGAUGCCCAAAAAGAAAACCGGUGCCCGAAAAAAGGCUGAAAAUCGGAAAGAGCGAGAGAAGCAAAUACGAGCCAACAGGGAACAUGUUGACGUGGCCAAACACCCCUGCAACUCCAACAUGGAAUGUGACAAAUGUCAGAGAAAACAGAAGAACAGGGCUUUCUGUUAUUUCUGUAACUCGGUGCAGAAGCUGCCUGUCUGCGCUCAGUGUGGUAAAAUGAAAUGUAUGAAGUCAUCGGAUUGUGUUGUCAAACAUCCAGGGAUCCACAGCACUGGAAUGGGCAUGGUGGGCGCAGUGUGCGACUUCUGUGAAGCUUGGGUGUGCCAUGGUCGGAAAUGCCUGAGCACUCACGCCUGUUCAUGUCCUCUGACUGAUGCCGACUGCAUCGAGUGUGAGCGCAGUGUCUGGGAUCAUGGAGGGCGAAUCUUCCGCUGUUCCUUCUGUCAGAACUUCUUAUGUGAGGAUGAUCAGUUUGAGCACCAGGCAAGCUGCCAGGUUCUUCAAGCAGAAACAUUCAAAUGUGUUUCCUGUAAUAAACUGGGACAACACUCCUGUCUGCGGUGUAAGGCUUGUUACUGUGAUGAUCACACUAAGAGUAAAGUCUUCAAACAGGAGAAGGGAAAAGGUCCUCCGUGUCCCAAAUGUGGUCACGAGACACAGGAGACCAAAGACCUAAGCAUGUCAACGCGCACCUUGAAGUUUGGUCGACAGGCCGGUGCCGACGAUGACGACGGUUACUACGAUGGCGCGUCCGGGUACGAUGCCUACUGGAAGAACGUAGCAUCCGGUGGUGGAGACCAACGAGACGACUACGGAGAAGACGAUUACUACGAGGAAGACGAGGACGAGGAGGAUGAGGACGAAGAGGAAGAAGAGGAGGAGGAAGAAGAUGAAGAGGGCGAACAAGAAACUGCGUCCGAGUCGCUGGCUGGUCUUAAAUUGGAUGGUGCUGCUGCCUAAGCUGAUGGUGACUGAUGAGCUGGAGCAGCUGGAGCACGCAGUCCUGUAAACCCAAAGGAUCCUCAAGAAAGCUCCUCAAGAAUUUAGAUGCACAAUUAAGACUGGAGAUGAAUAUUAAAGCUGAUAUGUUUUAACUUUCCAUAUGUUACUUUGAAAAAGAAAAGAAAAUUUUUUAAACAAUAUUGAAGCAGCUGUAUAGCGACAAAAUGAAUAAAAGACUCAAAUAACAGUUUCAAUUUAAUUUCAGUUUCAUAAAUUAAAUACCUGCUAAUAUUAUAAACCUGGCUAAAAAAUUUUGAUGGUGCUCAGAAAGCUUUAAGUGCCCUGCUUUCUCCUCUGUUUUUACAGUCAAGCCUGGGUUAAGUUAUGAAACUGCUUCUUUGCAGUGAAUUUUGAUACAGGAGCAAAGGCUGAUCUUUGUGUUGCCACGCUCCAACAGUUGUCACAUUCGCCUACUGUGUGAACGGUUCCUGGAAACUCAAGAAGACACUUCACCCAUUGCAUACUGGUAGUGGCAGCUGUGGCUACAAUGUAGCUUGCCAUCACCAGUGUGAAUGGGUGAAUGACUGAAUGUAGUGUAAAGCAAUUUGGGGUCCUUAGGGACUAAGUAAAGCGCUAUACAAAUACAGGCCAUUUCAAGAAGACGAUGUUACUCCUCUUGGUGGCGUGAAGCUGGCAUACGUAAGAGGGUUGUUUAUGUCAUAUGGCGGUCAACUUUGAAAUAGCUUUUAAAAAUUUUUUUUAUUUGGUUUCUUAACUUCUUUCAAACGAGGGGGCAAUUGGCUGUCGGACAAAUACUCAUUCAGAUCUUAUGAAUUUGCCUAGAUUUUUUUACAAUCAGGGUCUGAUUGUAAGACUGUCCUUCCAUAUUUUUUGAAUUCCACCUGAAUCCACCCAAAACUGCAGAAUAUACAAUAAAUUUUCAAUAAGUCAUGAUUUUAAAGCUCUGGCUUGUCUUAAAUAGUCCAAACAGCAAAACUUAAGUGUUGGCUGUUCACCACAGUUUGCCUCGAGACUUUCAUCUUCCUGUUUAUGAAAAACUUCCUCAACUCACUGGCCCCUAUGUUUAUAUCCAAAAUAAGUCGUUCUGUUUCAGCUUGGCCAGCUGUAAUAAUAAACACAUUAGCUGGAAUGACUUGCCUAAACCAUUAGCUUCACUGCUUUUUUUUUCUGAUCCAGGCAAAUUGGCGGCCACUGAAGUGAGUUCUUCUGUGGCUUAUGAAUAAAGCAUAACCUGUCCUCAUUGUCUGUGUUGUUUAAUGACUAUUGAUCUGCUGGAGAGCCUUUUUGUGGCAUCUUCCCUCAGUGCAGUGGUUUGUCCUGAUGUUUGAAAUAAACUGCAAGGCACAUUUGUGUUAAAAAAAAAAUCAAUUUAAAAUGAAAUAAAAUCCCUCUUGAAUGUG